This is a messenger RNA of Hemicordylus capensis (graceful crag lizard), 8985 nucleotides long. It is a transcript of the gene PLEKHG2, whose product is annotated as pleckstrin homology and RhoGEF domain containing G2. The transcript has 18 exons. Gene Ontology annotation, molecular function: guanyl-nucleotide exchange factor activity. Bases 490 to 5934 code for a protein of 1814 amino acids. NCBI's taxonomy places the organism in Eukaryota, Metazoa, Chordata, Lepidosauria, Squamata, Cordylidae. The record is from RefSeq and is a predicted model, not a curated record.
GCCCCGCAUUUCCCCUCGCCUCCCCCCGCCCCCAGCGCGCGGCCCCUCCCGCGCCGGGAUUUCGGCUGCUCUCGACGGCGCGCUUGCUGCUGCUGCUGCUGCUGCUGCCGCCGCCUCUUCAAGGACCUCCCAGCCUCGCCCCCCACCCCGAGGACAUCUCAAACCAAGGCGAAAGUCUGCUGCCGGGGCGGGCCGGCGGGCCUGGCCUGGGAGGGGCCCGGCGCGGGCGGAGGCCUGCGGGGGGCGGGGGCCCUGCCCGUGCGCGCGCCUCGCCAGCAGCCGUGCAGUGGUGGUAGUGGCGGGGGCCGGAGGCUGGAUCGGGCUCGCCCGCCGGCUCCCCAGUGAGGAUGGCUUGGACGGGGAGGCCCGGAGGAGCUGCCUGCUCGCGCCGGCCGCGACGCCGACCCCCGCCGCCCCGCUGAGGAGGAGCCCCGCGGAGUGGACGCCGAGGCACCCGCGGGAAGGACGGGUGCUGGAGAGUGCAUCACCAUGCCAGAGGGAGCCCGCAGGGGCAGCACCAAGGAAGGAGGCAAGGCAGCCACGCCCAGGCCCUCAUCUGUCUCCUCCCUGGGUGGGAUUGGCUCCAGCAUGGCGUCCGACCCCAUUCUGGGAAGCUGCACCUCUGUGAACACCGUGUGUUCGGACAGCGACCGCCCCGUCAGCCUCAGCUCCUCGGCCUCCUCGGCCUCCCUGCAGGACAGCCAGAGUGCCUUCAGCGGCGGCAGCGGACUGGGGAGUUGCCCGGCGUCCUGCCCGCACCAGAAUGGCAGCGACAUCAGCCUGGACCUCACCCCAGUGGCCUUUCUGGACGGGCCGGGGGAGGCCCCCCGGGGCUCCAAGCACUGCAGCUGGUCUCCGAGCCCGGGCCGCUCCAAAGAACGCCGGCUGAAGCUCUCGCAUCUGGACCGGGUGGUGCUGGAGAUCGUGGAGACGGAGCAGACCUAUGUGAGGGACCUCCGGAGCAUUGUGGAGGAUUACCUGGGCUGCAUCAUAGACUGUGGUCAGCUGCCACUGAGACCUGAACAGGUCAGCGCUUUGUUCUGCAAUAUCGAGGACAUCUACGAGUUCAACAGCGAGCUCCUAGAAGACAUGGAGAGGGACCCCAGUGCUCGUGCGGUUGCAGAGUGCUUUGUUCAGAGGAGUGAAGAGUUUGACAUCUACACCUUGUACUGCAUGAACUACCCUAACUCCGUCUCUGUGCUGCGGGAAUGCAUGGAGAACGACUCGCUGGCCAGAUUCUUCCGGGAGAGGCAAGCCACCCUCUCCCACUCGCUGCCCCUGGAGACGUAUCUCCUGAAGCCCGUCCAGCGCAUCCUGAAAUACCAUCUCCUGCUGCAGGAGCUAGCCAAGCACUAUGACAAAAGCAGCCCUGGCUAUGAUGCUGUGGAAGAGGCUAGCAUCACCAUGACCGCUGUGGCUUGGUACAUCAACGACAUGAAGCGCAAGCAGGAACAUGCCACUCGGCUGCAGGAGAUCCAGGAGCGGCUGGUGGGAUGGGCCGGGCCGGAACUGGGGGCUUUUGGGGAGCUGGUCCUGGAAGGGCAGUUCCGGGCGCCCCGAGCCCGCAAGGAGCGCGUCUUCUUCCUCCUCAGCAAGGUGGUCCUGAUUGCCAAGCGGCGCGGGGAGGCCUUCGUCUACAAGAGCCACAUCUUCUGCUGCAACCUGGCCCUGCAGGAGAAUACCAAGGACCCCAUGAGCUUCAAGAUCUCCGACCUGUCCAUCCCCAAGCAGCAGCACGUUGUCCAGGUGAGAAACCAGGAAGAGAAACGGCUGUGGAUCCAUUACCUGAAGCGUUUAAUAGUGGAGAAUCACCCGGCAUCCAUCCCUCAGAAGGCGAAGCAAGUCCUGCUGGAGAACAGCUUCCAGAGUCCCCCAGAAGCCGUCUUCAGCUCGGAGUCCCCGAAGAAGCCCCUGCCCUCUCCGUGGCUGGAUGAGCCCAGAGGGUGUGCCCGCGGGAGGCGGCAGUCGGAGCCUCCAGAGUGCAUGUAUAGCCCUGAGAGGAUCCGGCGCAGCUGCCCCAUCUUGCUGCUGGAGAAGAGCGGUUCCUAUCGCCGUGGUCGCAGGCAGUCUGAGACGACCAAGUUAAAGCAUGCGGACAGCGAAGGAGAGCUCUUCACAGCCACAGAGUCGCUCCAUCUCCCCAGCAGCGCCCACACCCUGGUCUCCGGCAGGAUGGAAGUGGAGGCAGAAGAGUCCAACCCAGAGGACGGGGAGGCAGAGUUCUCUCUGGGCGAGGAGGCCAUCCCUACCAAUUUGUCCAUCACCGAGGAGAUCCUAGAACUGCUUAGCCAGCGGAGCCUGGACAAGGAGAAUGGGAUGGAGGGGACACUUUUCGUGGAAGGGGGUCCAGAGAGGAGCAGCUUGGCUCCACAGGGUCAGCCCUCAGAAGACGACGCCUUGGGAAAGUCAGAGGAGGAGCCGGAAACGAAGCGUGGGUUCCAGGACGGGCCCCCGGUUGGCGCCGCUGACUCCCCCCAGGACCAGCCGCCCCCGACGCCUUGCCACCCCUUUGCCAGCGACUCUUCCGAGGAGGAGGAGCAGCAGCAGCAGCAGCAGCGCGGAGAGUCCAACGGCCCGUCUCCCCUCCACGUCCUGGAGGACUUGGCCACGGAGGACGCCCACGGCAAGCCAGAGGGGUCUGCCGGAGCCGCCCACGCGGGCCAGGGGCCACCGGAUGGGGAGGGCCUGCCCCCUGAGGAGGCGAGCCGACCCCCCCAGUCGGCCUCGGGGCCCCCGAGCGGAGACCAGAAGAGGGUCCAAGCGGAAGGGGGGCCCGGGCGGGACUCCACCCUGACCAAGGAUGACUGGCUGCUGAUCGAGAAGAUCAAGAGCUACUACGAGGGGGUGGAGGCCGAGAGCCAGGGGCCGCCUGGGCUCGGCAAGAGGGAGGGUGUGCCCUCGGUCCCUGCCGGCGUGGUCCGCGAGUCCAUCCUCCGCUUCAACAGCUUCCUGAAGCAGAACGACUCCCGGGGCGGGGAAGGGGGCGGGGCCCGGCUCGGGAAGCUCCGCCCAGCGCCCAGCCCCGCCGGCCGUGAGAAUGCGGGCAGGGUCCGAAGCCGGUCCUGCCACACCCAGCCGCCUCCUUGCCAUGAGGAUGGGGAGGAGGGGCGGAGUCAGCCGCCCACAAGCCCGGAACGUUCCAAGAGGGGGCGGAGCUGCUCUGACAGCAGCCAAUCCCCGGACGCGUCCCAAGAUGCCCGGAGGGGCGAGGCAAAGCCGCUGCAGGCUGGCUGCGAGAAGUCGGACAAGGGGCAGAGCGGCACCCGGUCUUGGAGAGAACGGAGCCGUCGGGGGCCGGAGCGUGGGUGUGGCUUGGAGGAGGAGUCUGAGGAGCCCGAGUUCAAAUCCUGCGCAGAGAUCCGGAAGGCUUGGCAGGAGAAGGAGCGCAGCUCUGUGGACGCCUCCAAGCAAGUGGGUAAGGCGGCAGGCAGGGGGCCGUACCCCACCCCGGAGAUGUACGCGGAGCCCUUGUGCAUUGUGGAGGAUUCGGACCUGGAGGAGCCCCUUUCGGUUCCAGACAGACACCCGGAGAAGAGAGCCCCCGGCGGUGGGGCUGUGGCCACCGACGGGCCACCCGGCUACCUUCCCUCGCUGGACCUUUACGAGAGCAACGGGGACCCCUGCCUCCUGGAGAACUCGGAGCGCAUCCUCAGCAAAGUCCAAGCCUUGGCAAAGAUGUACAGCGAGAAGAUCAGCGGGCUGAAGGCCCCGAGGAGGGGGCUGGAGAGGCCCCGGGCCCCUCGCAAGAAGAGCCCGGCCAGGGGCCCGGGGAGAGGAGGAGGAGGAGGAGGAGGAGGAGGAGGAGGAGGAGGAGGAGGAGGAGCUGCCAUCCCCCACUGUGAGCCACGGAUCUACGGCCACGUCCUCAUGCACGAGCCCCUCCAGCACGUGGUCGGCGUCCAGGAGAACGUGCCUUUCGUCACUGCCACCCGGGGAACCGCCCUUGAGCUGUGCAGCGAGAGGCCCCGUCCGCUGCUUUCUCCAGACCUCCUGGGUCCACUGAGGCAGGGAUUGCUGCUCUCCGCCUCCCUGCCCCUCCGCCUUCCACUAGAUACGUUGCCGCCCACUGACCACGAGGACAGCCCAGCCACCGGCCAAGACAGAGGAGUGCCGCGAAGCCCCAGGGGAGGUUCUCCGUUACCCCAGUGCAAGGUGGAUCCCUUGGUCGUAACAGCCCCCACCCAAAAGGGUUGUGAUGGAGGGCAUCCUUCUCCUCCGUGUCCCAAGUUGCUAACAGAAGGAGCGCUUGGAGCCACAAGUGCCGUGGAAACCGCGUGUGCAUCGGAGCUGGGCCGGGAGAUCCGGGAGGCUGGGCGGCCAUCUUGUGGGAUCCAACCAGAGGUUUCUAUGGAAACGGUGAGGUCCAGCCUUUCCUCCGAAUCGGAGCAACGCCCUGGGGAGUCGGAGGCAGCAAACCCUGCCGCCUCUUCAGGCCGUAAAGAGGACCCCGAGCCCGCAUUAGCUGCUGAUGCCUCGACCUUACGGACGAGCGAGUGGGCCUCACCCCAGGUGCAGGAAUGGGGGGCCCCCCGCACCAGCGCUGACCCCCUGCAGCCGGAAGAAAGCCUUGCAAAGAGCAAAGCUGCCCCUGUCCCCUUGGACCAUGUUGAGAGCGACGACGUGGCCAGAGAGGGCCUGAGCACAGACGCUUCCGAAGCCGCCCGGGAGACUCUUGGCCGGGCAGCCCCAGAGCCCCGCCCCGUCCCGGAAGCCGCCAAGGCCCCCAGUCCCCUGCCGCCGGCGUCCUCCGAAGCCCCCUUAACUCGCAGCUCCUCCGCGCCGCCUCCCCAGGAGCCCCCUGCUCCAGCAGGCUCCGGUUCCCGGCCAGCGGCCCCGGCCCAAGAGCAGCGCCCAGCCGCGGCUCUUCCGAAGCUGCUGCCACCCUCGCCGGUCCGCCGGUGCCUCUCCUCCAGUGCGGCGGCCAUUUCCAGAUACAUCGCAGCCUCGUGCAUCAGCCAGAGCUUGGCCAAGAAAAGUGGGGCGCCUCAGCCCGAGGAGCCGCCAGCCCCUCCCAGGCCCCCUCCCUCCAGCUGGGCCCCCCCGCGACUCCCGGCGGACCCUCUAGCUCUCCUCCCCAAGGGGGCCCCCAAGGCCCGCUGCAGUGCAGGGAAGGCCGAGGCCCUGCUCCCCAGAGGCUGCCCCCAGGGGGCCUUGGAGCCCCCUUCCUGCAGCCCCGGACCCCUCUCGUCCUCCCGCCGCUGGGCCUCGGCCUCCGCGGCCCCGGCCCCCUUUGGACACUGCGUGCCCUUCUCUUCCGCCUCAGAGCCCAACUCCCGUGUGCCGUCGCCCUCGCCGGGGAGAGCCCGGGUCUGUUCCCCACCUCCGGCCGGGCCCCGCAGCUGCACCUUCAGCCCCUUGGGGGCCCCCCCUCACGGGCAGCAGCCGCCCCCCCUCGUCGCCUCCCCGGUGCCCCUGCUUCUGAACUCGGGGCUGGGCCUGGCCGCUUCACCUCACUGCGGCCCCAGGCCCCGUGGCAACAGCCUGCCGAGACUGGCAGAGAGCCCCGCCACCAACGGAGAGCCCGUAUCAUCGGGGUGCGCCAUGGGGACUGAGCGCGGCGACCCUGCUCCGCCCCCCGGGGGCUGCCUCGGCUCUCAGGAACUGGGCAGCAUCAAGUGGCCCCAUGUACCAGGCCUCUGCUCCAAGUACGUGAGCAGAGAAUGUGGGGCCAGCCCUCCGAGGAGGGAGCUGGAGGGAGAGGGCUGCCCCAAGCGGGCCUCCCUGGGCAACGGGGAGCCGGCUCGCUGGGCAGAGAAGAGCCAACAGAGGGCCAGCUAUUCGACCACCGUCAACAUCCAGAUUGGUGGCAGCGGGCGGUUCGCCUCCUUCAGCAACGCCCAGGUCAGCCUGACCCAUCCCCUUCUGGCCACGCCAGAGCAGCCGAGCACCAGGAAGGUCAACGGCACGGCCUUGGAGGCGCCCCCAAACACAUGACCUGGAGGCUGGAGUUGCAGGAGACAGCAGUGGGGCCCACCGGCCGGACCUUGCCCAGAGCAGGGGUGGGGGAGUCGAAGCAAGGCGAGGGAUUGGGGACCAGAGGUUGGUGAUGUGCAGCAGCUGCAGCUCUGUUUCAGGAUGGAGACGGAGGAGGACAUGGACAUGGGCACGCCCCAGGAAUGGUCUGCUCCUUUCCUGAAGACGUGCCAUCUUCUGACCACUCGCUCUUGGGUGUCAUUCGCCAAGGCUGCUAAAGUCGGUUCUCUGGCGUCAGCAGGGGAGUGCCAGCGGGACGUUAAUCAAACAUGCAAGUGGAGAAUUUUUUUUUUUUAAGUAUAUUUCUUCUUCAGAUUGAGAUCAGGUUUUGGUUCCUGCUAGAAGCAGGAACUAUGAUGGCUCAACUCGUCUUUGUUAAAAUCUGCCUUGUUUAUAAGCGUACGGAUUGAGAGGGUUUCUUGGUGUGCCGUAAUGGGAAGAAGCAAGUCCCAGAUGAAAAGAAGCACAGCCGUUCUCUGUCUCUGUGGCAUCUAAAACAGUCAGAAAAUCACUUCUUAGCACAGUUCUGAAUAAGAGUUUCUCGAACUUGGGUCUCCAGAUGUUGGACUACAACUUCCAUCAUCCCCAGCCACAAUGGCCUUUUGCUGUCCCCAAGCUCUCUCUUUUCUUUUCUUUUUUAAAGUGUUCCAUUGGAUUCUCACCAGUCCCCAAGUAAGGAGCGGAUUUUAGUAACAUGUUUUUGUAAGGAGAUCAGCCAUUUCACUUUUUGAAUUAUUUGGCAGAAGGGUUCUUGGGUGGGUCUAUCUGGGCCCAGAGAUUGGUUAACUUUUAAUUUGUGGAUGAGCUCUAGAACUUCAGAUCUUCUCUCCUAUAAUACAGUUCUUUGUACUCCCUUCCUGGAAAGAUUAGUUCAGGCUAGUUAGUAGUGGCUUGUCCUAAUGAGCCAGAGGACGCCAAAGGGGGCAGCUCAGGUUUUUCUUCUCUCUCCUGCCCUGCCCGAGAGCUGUGCUGCCUGCAGCCUGGCCAUUCAUCAAGUAGAGCUUGCAUUAACUACACAGCUCUAUACAGCCCCCCCCACACACACACACACACUUCUCAUUAGGACCAGCCACUACUGGUUCAGGCACAGGUAGGUUCAGCAUCCUGUGCUGCGAAGACAGACGCAAAUAAUCCAUUCACCAAUUCUCCAAUCUCCUUCCUCCUAGAAUAUCUUUCACUCCCUUGUCCUUGAAGGGUCCAACUGCCUCCCUGGCCAUUUUCCUGCUUCUGAUGCAUUUAACUUUUUUUUUAAAAAAAUUGUUGGGCUUUAUAUUUUUGGCAAUGCAUUCCUCUCCCCCCCCCCACCUUGGUUUCAGGUCACAUUUAUUUUGCCAGGAUAUAUGUUCCUUUUUUGUUCUCCUAGUUUGGGCAAGGCUUCCAUUUUCUGAAGGCAGCCUUCGUGCCUUUUACAGGUUCCUGGAGACAUAAACUAGACAGGAUUUCUUUUGGACGAUUUGGAACUGCUCCUAAGCUGCAGUGGGCAUUCUAGGUAUUAUUGUGGUUUUAAAUAACCGCCAAGGAUUCUGCAGAGAUGUGACCCUCUUGACUCUCCCUUUCCUUUGAACAAAUCCCCUCAUUUUAAAAAGGCCUUCCCUUCCGAAAUUAUUUUGAAUCCUCUCCCCAUUUGAAAAUAUUGCAUCUUUCAGCAGUCCCUGCUGGCAGUGGGGUGGCGGUGCAGGGUUCCCAACCUCUUAAAAUUUAGUAUUUUUUCCUCCUGUGGGUUGAUGUGACCCUUCAGCUGUCAUGAGGUUCAGCCAAAGCAAACAUUCCAGCGCCCCAGUGAUUGCCCAAUUGUGGAAUUAGCUGCGGGAGUGUGUCCAGGACUGUCGGGGAGUCACUGUGCCAGAGAUUGCAUUGAGCAUCUCUUUCGGGGGGGGGGGCAAGGGCCAUCCAGCCGACGGGACAGGGACGUUUUCCCAUUUAGGCACGCUUCCAAGCAGAGCAAGAGGGAGAGAAGGGGUGUGUGGGAGAGUGUGGCGAAGCAGGAAGUGAGGGGCUGGAAUGAGGGGUGGGGUGUGAGAACGGGUCAGGUUGGCCUCGGCAUGGAGCACAAAAUGCGGUGUUUUUUCUCGGGCAUUGGGAAAUAGCAGCCAAAUGAGAAUGUGUGUGUGUGUGUGUGUGUCUCUGUUCCUGUGUUGUGUUCAACACUCAUACAAUCUAUAUACAGUGUACACAGGUACAGCUAUUCAUACAUUCUGUUGAACACAGGUACAAGACCACGUGUCCUCUCCGUACAAUGCAUUUCAAGGACCUGCAUUUUGAGUUCACUUUCAAAAUGGAUGCAGGUGCCCUCAUUCACACAGGAACAAGCACACGUGUCCAUAUGUCCAAAUAGAGGGUGUGUGUGUGUGGGUGUGUGUGUGUGUCUUGGAGUGGGAGUCAGCCUUUGGGUUUUCUUUCACUAGUUAGUAUACAAAGUCUUUGGUCUCUAGUGGUUACGGUACUAGAGUGGGCAAGCUCAGGAGUUGUUGGGGCUUUGGAAUUCUGCUCUUUUCUCCAGCCGGACCAAGCUCCAGAGUCCUGUGACAAGAUCUGGCUUGGCUUUGGAAGUUCCAACAGCAGCCCCCUUCCUCUUCUCUUCCUUUCACCCAGAAGGCUGUGGAGCUGCUUAAUUAAACCAUACCCUGUGGGGAAAUGAAUGUAUGCACUUUUCUUCAAGAGGCUGCUGGCCUUUUCUACAUACACCCCAUCACUUAGCAGAUUUUGUGUCUUUUAAAUGUCUGUUUUAUUUAUAGCAGUUGCUUUUUAAUUUAACAGCAGGGAAUUUUCCUUCACCCUCCUCAGACUGGGUACCAUUUUAAAAAUAUAUAAAUUCAGUAUCUCCUCCCACUCUUGUAAAUAAACUUUUGGUAGUGUUAGCAUCCUUCUUCACAUCCUUGUGGUUGUCUUUCCCUUAUAAUAUACCUAAAAUGUGGUUAAAAAUUGUUUGGUACGUCUUUAAACAAACAAAAAAGUGGAUUUUGAAAGGGAAAGGAAACCUCACAAGAGCAAAUAAAUGACAUUUUUGAUUGA